AUGGACUACCCACCACCACCGCCACCCCCGUCGCUCAACGACGCUCCACCUCCGCCGCCGCCUGGUUUCGACGCUCCACCUCCUCCGCCGCCCAGCUCCAACGUACCCCCACCCCCACCCCCACCGGAGGAAGACUCGCUCGGCCCCGCGCUGCUGCCCAAAAAAGCGAAAAAAGGAUGGGCGUCGCAGAAAAAACAGCCGCCGAGCAUCGACGACAUCCUCAAAGCCAAGCGCGAGCAAGAGGCCGCCGCGGCGAAACCAAAGUUCUUGUCCAAGGCGGAGCGCGAGCGUAUUGCGCUUGAGAAGCGGACGAGGGAGGUUGAGGAGGCGAGGAGGAGGAGGGAGGGUGCGAAUGGUGGGAGUGCGAGUGCGGGGAUGAAUGGGAAUGGGAAUGGGAAUGGGCAGACACAGAACGGGGCGCGUAACGGGUCGAUACCUACUGGGCCUAGGUCUAUGCGGUACGAGCCUCCAAGUGCACCGUCGAGGGUGAGUCAGAGAGACGGUCAGAGAGACGGUCAGAGAGACGGUCAGAGAGACGGCCAGAGAGACGGCCAGAGAGGCAGGGACAUGGCGCCUCCGCCUGUGCCAGACAAGAAAUCGGGCAAGCGGCCGCUGCCCGAGGAUGCGGAGGCGGCUAUGAUCAAGAACCGGUACAUGGGCGCCGAACAGAACCUGUCGACCUUCUCCGCCAAGAAGAAGCGCAAGCGGACGACGGAGAAGAAGUUUAACUUUGAGUGGAACGAAGAGGAGGACACGAGCUACGACUACAACCCCAUCUACCAACAAAAGGCCGAGACCAACUUCUUCGGCCGCGGCAAACUCGGCGGCUUCACCGAAGACCAGACGGAGCGCAACACACAGCAGUUCAUCGAGGCCAUGAUCGAGCGCGACCCCGAGUCGGGCCGCGCGCGCGCAGAAGCCAUUCUUGAGAUGGAGAGGCGGCGGAGGGAGGAGGGCGGCCGCGCACAGCUAGACAAGCACUGGAGCGACAAGAAGCUCGAGCACAUGCGCGAGCGCGACUGGCGCAUCUUCAAGGAGGACUUCAACAUUGCCACAAAGGGCGGUGCAAUUCCCAACCCCAUGCGCAAUUGGGAAGAAGCGGGCCUGCCGGACAACCUCAUGCGCAUCGUCGACCAGGCUGGAUACACGGAGCCCUCUGCUAUUCAGCGCGCCGCCAUUCCUAUCGCGCUGCAGUGUCGCGAUCUUAUUGGUGUUGCAGUCACGGGUUCAGGUAAAACUGCAGCCUUCAUCCUUCCUCUACUUGUCUACAUCUCGCAGCUCCCGCCCCUCGGCCCAGCAAAUCGCAAUGACGGCCCGUACGCCCUCGUCCUCGCACCUACCCGCGAACUGGCCCAGCAAAUUGAAGUCGAGGCGAAGAAGUUUGCAAACCCGCUUGGCUUUCGGACAGCCGUCAUAGUUGGUGGUCACUCGAUCGAGGAGCAAGCCUUCCAGAUGCGCGAUGGGUGUGAGAUUAUUAUUGCAACCCCCGGCCGACUGGUGGACUGCAUCGAGCGCCGCGUGCUCGUCCUCAGCCAGUGCGCGUACGUCAUCAUGGACGAAGCGGAUCGCAUGAUCGACAUGGGAUUCGAAGAGCCCGUGAACAAGAUCCUCGACGCGCUGCCCGUGGGCAACGAGAAGCCCGACAACGAAAUGGCAGAAGACCCGGACGCCAUGAAGCGCGGCAUGUAUCGCCAGACGAUGAUGUACACAGCCACGAUGCCCACGGCCGUCGAGCGCAUCGCCCGCAAGUACCUCCGCCGGCCAGCCAUCGUAACCAUCGGCAACGCUGGCGAAGCCGUCGAAACCGUAGAACAACGCGUCGAAUUCAUCCAAGGCGAAGAAAAGCGCAAGAAGCGCCUCUCGGAAAUCCUCAACAGCGGCGAAUUCGCAGCCCCCAUCAUCGUCUUCGUCAACAUCAAGCGCAACUGCGACGCCAUCGCGCGCGAUAUCAAACACAUGGGCUUCUCUGCCGUCACUCUCCACGGCUCCAAAACACAGGAACAGCGCGAAGCCGCCCUGCAAUCCCUCCGCGAAGGCCGCACCGACGUUCUCGUCGCCACCGAUCUGGCAGGCCGCGGUAUCGACGUCCCCGACGUCUCGCUCGUCGUCAACUUCAACAUGGCCGGCUCUAUCGAAUCAUACACGCAUCGUAUUGGUCGUACGGGUCGUGCGGGUAAGAGCGGUGUCGCGGUUACCUUCUGGGGCAGCGAGGAUGCGGAUGUGCUGUACGAUCUCAAGCAGAUGCUUAGUAAGAGCCAGAUCAGCAAGGUCCCGGAGGAUCUGAGGAAACAUGAGGCUGCGCAGCAGAAGGGCGGGCGGAAGAAGGAGGGGAAGAGCGUGUUAACGUAG
Messenger RNA from Ascochyta rabiei, 2349 nucleotides. RefSeq names its product RNA helicase. Bases 1 to 2349 code for a protein of 782 amino acids. The transcript has a single exon. Gene Ontology annotation, molecular function: RNA helicase activity; ATP binding; RNA binding. Gene Ontology annotation, biological process: mRNA splicing, via spliceosome. The record is from RefSeq and is a predicted model, not a curated record. Lineage: Eukaryota; Fungi; Ascomycota; Dothideomycetes; Pleosporales; Didymellaceae. Gene Ontology annotation, cellular component: catalytic step 2 spliceosome.